AUGGAAGAUAUGGAAAUGGAGACUCUGGGUGCGAACUGUGCGAAUGAUUAUUAUAACCACCCGAAAGAUCCUCAUGGUCACCCGCGACAGGUAACACGCGCGGGAGACAGAAUUAUGUGCAGACUGAUGUCUGGGGCAUUAUUCUUUAUAUAUAAGAGGCACAAGGAAACGGGUGCAACGGGAAUGGAGACUAACAAUGAUGAACGGUUAAAGGAGUAUGUGCGGUGUGGCAUACUAAAUAUGUUUGCAAAGUUUUUAAAGGAGUCAGCGUGUAAGGGCGACUGGGGUUUAUGGUAUGCCUGGUACACCAUGGAACAAAUGGACGAAUACAUGGGAGGAGUAAUGAAAAGGGUGAAUUGUGCAAAUGAAGUAUAUCAAAAUAUUCAAGCUGGAGGAUGGUCAAUGGAGCAGAGCAUUAAACAAUGGUUAAGUACGAACAAAACGCUAAAGGACAAAAUGGGCAAAGAAGGUGUAAGCAAUAUAUGCAAUUGGGCACUGGAUACAGACGGGAACAUAAAAGGCGGCAAGACUAAGGGGGAUGCAGGAAAUACGAGGGACAUGAAAGCCAAAAACGUAACGAAGAAAUUGACGGAAGGUAUAAAGGACAUUUUUGUGGACAUGAAGCAGGAGGUUACGGAAACCAUACAACGCCAGCGGCAUACUCAACAGGCCCCGGGAGUACAAGGGGUACAGACAACAUCAGGAUCAUCAUCAUCAACAUCAACACCACCGGGCACGUCAGAACCGGGUACUGCAGAUAACGUAGCUGGGGCCGUCGCCACACACGCGGACGGCUCAAAACCAGCAGAUACAGCAACGCCGGAAACCACACCAUCAAAGGACACGUCAGUCGAGCACAGCAACACUUCGUUGACGUGGAGGCAGGAGACGGACGGGGAUGGGAGCACGGGGGCAGGAGACGGACGGGGGUAG
Molecule: messenger RNA, 933 nt
Organism: Plasmodium fragile
Lineage: Eukaryota; Apicomplexa; Aconoidasida; Haemosporida; Plasmodiidae
Exons: 2
Coding region: 1-933 (310 amino acids)
Source: RefSeq, a predicted model, not a curated record